Messenger RNA from Heterobilharzia americana, 5043 nucleotides. The record is from the annotation of a GenBank genome assembly. Lineage: Eukaryota; Metazoa; Platyhelminthes; Trematoda; Strigeidida; Schistosomatidae.
GGGCAUCAAAUCAAGUUAGGUCAGGCAUGUUAUGUGAUACAUCGUGAGAACUUGAGACCUAAUUAAAGAGGUAUGCCAACGCCUCUUAUCUAUAGCCAAAGCUAUAUGAAACAAAACAAGGUAGAAUGAUCGGUGUUUGAAAAAAUGUAUUCAUCCAUUCUGUCCACCUGGCCUACAGUAGGGUCAGUACAUCUUUUAUGCUUUUUUGUGCCGUAAGUUUUGCAUUUCUACCUCCCAUCCUAUUCUUUUACUUUGUUCCUCUCAUUUACUUGAUAAAUAUUUGUUUCCAUGCAUCGUUAGUUUUACAACAUUGUUUAUCAGCAUGUUUACCAGUAGGCAUUCUCAACCUUUACGUAACACUUCACAUUUAAUAUCUUGUUAUUUCGUCACUGUGUUCAUAUGCUUUUUCACCCUGCUCAAGUGUAGUGGUGUUUCUCCCCUUUGCAAACAAACACAAUACCACAGACAGAAAUUGUUUAUGAAUAAAUGAGUCAUUUUUAUUAGUGAUUGUUGCCUUAUAUACUAUUUUUCAGCUCAUAUUGAUCACAUCGCACAUCUAAUACCAAACUGAUCACUUUUUUUUCUGAGAAAAAUUUACGUCAAUUUGAUCCCAUCUGCAGUCACUCAUUUUACUAAUUAUUCAAAUAUUGGAAUAAUUUUACGGCAUACUUUACAUUAGCUAUUGUAUUUUCCCUUUUCUUAUGGAUCUAUAACCUCACAGCCUGAAAAGGAAAAACAGCUGAAAACACAUGUUUACUCAAAUUAUUCUUCUUCUGAAAAAUCAUCAUCAGAACAGCUUUACAAUAAGACAGUAAUCAGCAUCCGUCAGGUUUUAUUCAGCGAAACACUUUUGACACUCAUUUAUGUGAUAUCCUGUGAAUACACAAAGUGUUUUUAGGCUACAUAGCAAAUGAGUGAGCUUGUUAUCUAAAUGUCUAAAUCUUAAUUGAACAGCACUUCCUAGUGAGUUUUAAGUUAGUGUUUAUAAAGUUGUACGUUUGUGUGUCCAGAAGAGUUUGAUUUGAUUUAUUCGAUGAUAAAAUUUAAGGAAAAUUCACACUAACUGGCUUGUGUGUGUAUGUGGUUAGAGUCACCUUCAUUUUAUUUACCUCACUGUGGUAGUUGAAACCCAUUUUAAAACUUUCACUUUGACCUAUAAGCUUAGUAAAUUCACACUGCAGACACGUUUCUAGUACUGGAUGAGUGGUAGUAAUCGGUAAGGAACUCAGUUUCAGUGACAACCUCCUUUGACUGGUAGUAUUAAAAUAUGUAUGUAACCUAAUGACAAUUUGUUAAGUCGAGGGUGUUUUGAUUAGUCUUUCAAAAACACCCCUAUCUUCUAGCUAAUUUUAUCAUCUUACUUCAUGAUAAACUCCACUUCUGGACUGGCUAACACAUGACAGAACUUAGGUAGCUAUCAUUAAUUUUAGGAGUCAGUUGUAAAUGCUUGAAUAUUAUCAUCAAUAACUCACUUCAUAUUUUACAAACGAUUGUUUUCACUGAUCAUACAUGGAAAAUUGUAAUUCAUUGGGAAGUACCUACAUCAUAGGGGUACUCUUGCUACUGUGGCACUAACUGAACACAAUGAAAUGAAAAUACAAUACUUAUUAAAGCACUGUUGAUAAACACUUCGGAUUUAUUCCAGCCCCAAGUAAGACAUGUAAAAAGCUGUUUUCAGAUCAACUUUAAAUAGUUGAUCUGUUUUUUAUAUCGUCAGUCUUUGCUCUCAUAGAGGGAUUGCAUUGCUUAGGAUUCAAAUAAAAGUCAGUUGUUCUUAGUUAGCUGUUUGUUAUGUUUGGUUUUACGAAGUCAUGAAAGGUCUGCAUCCUCACUGGAGAAAAGUUACUUUACUCCUUUUUAGACAGUCUUUGGAACUUCAUAAAAUGUAUCAUCUGGGUUACAACGGAAUGGCUGAAAGAUGCAGGUAAACCUUCACUCAACCAGCUUUGUUACAUUACUUCGCUUUUAAGCUUUUAGUCAUGAAAAGGGAGCGUAAAAAGAAUAAGGAAACCAGUAGUUCAGACGUCUACUUUACAGCCAUACUAAUCCCAUAAUUAUCGAUUCUUUGUCAGCAAACAUUUGCAGUAGGUCAGAUGAUCGCGUUCAUUAUUUUCUAACUGUGUGGUACUUGAAAAUUAUUACCAGUAAUGUAUCGGUGAGGAUAUGGUUCUUUUUCUAUGUAUACAAGUUUUAUGUACAAAUGUUAUUACGUGGUUUACGCACAUUAUCUCUUCCGAAAGCCAAACGAUUUACGCAAACAUCGUUAAAGCUGUCCAGAUUUGCAAGUGCAUAGUUGAGACCCAUGCUUUAUGAAUUCUGAGUCUGUUCCUCUAAUUAUCAGUACCAGUUCUUGAGACUAUUGAAAAGUUGAAUCUCACUGGCAUAAGAAAAACACUUCUUAAAACACUGUCAUUUAUCCUAGUUUGUUAUGCUUCUCACUGAAUUUCAGAAGUCGUGACCAGCUAACUGUUUUCACUUCUGUCGCCUGUUUACUUGCCAGACAGAACUAUCUAUAUGAAAACAACCGCUUUCUAAGUGGAAUUUUAUCCAUCUAACGUCAUACAACAAACACAGAAAGAUUUCAUGGGUUAGUCACUGGAGGGUAACCAACUUCAUGUUCCUUAUUCGAAGUGGUAAUCGAGUUCUGUCGAUCAGUUUGCAAUGUGACAACCAUGCUAAGAGACUCACCAUCUCGAUGCAGUGAGACAGAUGUAAGUUGGAUGAAGAAAUUUGGCAGGAAGCCAUAGACCCACGUCUUCUUCUUUUUAACAGUCUCCAGCAACCUUUACGCAACCGAUGUCCUGCCUGAGAUUCGAACACGUGUCACCUAGUGCCGAAGUCAGAGACGUUACUACUGAGAAAUUUAAGGUAUGUAUAGCAUCAGCGAUGUUUGCAAGUAUCUAAUAAACAAAAAUAACUCAGCAGUACAAUGAACCGUUAUUAUCAGCCUUUUCUAUACCUAUCAGAAAAAUUGGUCGACCGCCGUUUAUCUCUAACAAGCCUGAGUAAUACACGAAACCAUAUUGAAUAUUCCAACUUAGAAUUUUAGUAUUUGGAAAUUUUCUGAGCAGUCUUUUUCAAACGUCAAAAGUUCUUCUCAUGAUUGCUAGUAAUACUACUAAAUAGGCAAUCUAAAUUAUACUACUACUUCUAGCCAAACUUCACGUCCAUGUGCUUUAAGAUGAAUAGCUGCUUUGUUUAUAUGUUUUCAUUAUAUGGUUACUGAAAGCCAUUUAGAAAAGCCAUGGCAACCAUUCAUUAGUCUUUCUUAAUCACUUUGGUGAUGAAUAAAAUAUAAAUAACAUGUUUCGAGUCUCAAUGGGAAGUUGAAUCGUUUUCGAGGUACUAUUAUUGGUGAUUGUUUUCACUGGGUUCAAGCAAGGAAUACUGAUGCUGAAUUCAGUUCGUGAGUGAAGUUGUUACUCAACGUAUUUAAUGCUAAACAUGCCUGUCAUAAGUUUAAAAUUGCAUUCCAAACCUUUUUCUAUGUGCAUAGUAUAUUUUUUCUGUUGUAAAAUCCCCAAUGUUUAAGAAGAUAGAACAGGUUCCUCUCUGAUUCACAUACACCGCACUGAAGAAUGCCAUAAAGUGUAUUCACACAUUAUAUUUGGAAUUUUCAUACACAAAGAUUAUCACUGGACAAAUAUGAACAAUAAUUUGGAUUUUGAUGAUGCAUUCUGGCGGGAAGUAUUCAGUAAAGCCGAUAAAAAUAAAGAUGGACUAAUUAGCAAAAAGGAAUUUAAAAACUACAUGAAAAAACAUGGAUGUUCUUCAUUCUCUAUUAAAGAUGUACAGAAGGUUUUCAGUUAUUGUGACAGUGAUGGAAGUGGUUACAUUGAUUUGACGAAUUCAAAACUUUAUGCGUGUUGGAAACUUGUCUUAAACUAUGUUGUUGUAUAAUGAGAUGAGAAAAGUGAAUGAUGUGACGUUUGAAGCGAAGGGUAUUGGGCACAAGUCAGUGGGAACAACAUUACUCACUGGGUUGUGGAUACAUCCAGCUGACGAGUCCCAGAUAAAAAGAAACGUGCAUCCUGGAUUCCACUGUGAGCCACCAACAUCAAGAACGAUGUGACAAUUUUGUACAUUUUCAGAUGCAGACUUUUAAUGUAAUGCCGGUCAUUUCUUCUUGACCUAACUGUGGUUUUGGGUACUAUUCACUGGCCCUCUGCCAAACGGCACUGUAAAAUCAGUCUCUGUACAUUAACGGCAUUCUGAUCAAAAUUCCGCAGUCUAUGCAGUAUUAUAGAUACUUCAUAGCUUGAAGGAUUGAAGUGCUAUAGCCGGUAGUGUGACCUAACAGUCGACGAAGCUAACGCACAAACCAAAAGACUCUUAAUCAGAACAUCAACACCAUUGAGACGCGAAGACAAGCAGGGAAGACGGACCGUUGACAGAGAGCUUUUACUGCCUCAAUAACAAUCAAAACAGUUGACAACGAUGUUGAAUAUACACAUUCGUAAACGACCUUGAUAACAUUGAAGUUCACAUUCAGGUUAAAAGAUCUAACAACCAAUGAGAGUUCAGCCUUCAGAGCAGUGGGAAAAGAAAAGUUAGCAAUGAUAUAAAAACAGAAAUGAUAAGUUAAUUAAAGGUUGUAGGCAAAGAUCAGCCAAAAGUUGUACAAAAUUGGGGGUAUAUAGCAUGAAGUACAUAAUUGUAAUGUCUGGUCACUUCUACAGCAGAAACACUCCUGAUUAAAGUUCACAGACAUGGUGUAUUUCUAUCUUGGUGUAUAGAACAGAAGGAGUAUUGCUGCUAGAUUAACUUAUCUCCAAAAAUCAACUGCGCAUGUCACCUUUCUCAUCUGUUAGUAUGCGCUCAGAUAACAACCGCUUAAUCAACCACCGAUAAAUCAGUUAAAGUAACGUUGAACAGGAUGGAUUGCAUGCUGCUUCUUCUGUACCAACUUUUAUUGCAAUAUUGAUUCACCAACCUAAUUUUAUUUAUCAAUUUUUUAUCAUGAGGUGAUAAGGGAUAAAACUUUUAGAGUAAAAUCUAAACCUAAACAGUAGAUAAUGAGUUAGAAGGAAUAAAGAUAAGAUU